This is a messenger RNA of Physcomitrium patens, 4751 nucleotides long. The record is from RefSeq and is a predicted model, not a curated record. Lineage: Eukaryota; Viridiplantae; Streptophyta; Bryopsida; Funariales; Funariaceae.
AUCGGGCAUCACCGGGUGGGGAGGGAGACGAUGAGGAGGAAGAAGAGGAAGAGAGGGAGAGGACGAAGGAGGAGGAGGACGAGGUCGUAAGCAUUGCCUCGGUUUUCUGCGACGCUCUUGCUCCCAAACCGUGUUUCCGUGUCGGGAGUGGUUACCGCUAGAUCGCUAAAGCCCGCUUCCCUCGCGUUCUUUUCAGGGUGUAAAUUUCUCGCUCUUGGAAAUGGUACUCUAAUGUCUGUGGCCUCGACAGAGAGCGAGAAAGAGAGAGAGAGCGGGAGAGGCGGAGUGACGGAAGGUAGGAAGAAGGUGGAGCUGUGGUGAGGGAAGCCGAGAUGGAGCGUCGGGAUGUGUAGGGCAAAGAAGGUGCGGCAAGUUUUUCUUUGCGUAGCACGGGUUUCGAAUUAGGUGUGUUGGAUAGUGCGGUGAUCAAGUUUUUUAGGGAGCUACGGUGUGGAGAUCUGGAGUCGAUUUAGAUCAUGGUUCAAGGUUUAAUGUUUUAUUCAGGUGGAGUACGCCAUGGUAAGAGUAUGCAAGGGCGGGUGAUGGAUUGGAAGUAGUGGUUUGUGGCAUUGAUGGUUUCGCGGAAGGAGAUCGUGGCACAGCAGAUUGAAGGGAUUUAGAUUUUUUCCCCCCUUCUUUCAUCCUGCUUCUAUUCAAUGUGGUUGCGACUGGGAGGCUGCUUUUUGGAUCAGGACUGUGUGAGGCGGAUUCUACAGCACAGCGAUUAGCUCUGCUGUCAUAAAUAAUCAGAAGAGAGGCAGUCAACGCGAUGGGGACAAUCAGGGAAUUAUUGGAGUAUUAUACAGGCGGUCAAGUUUGUUAGGAAUGUGGUGGGUUGAAAUGUGUACCUAUCGCUCUGUGCUGAUGUACGCUGGGAUUGAAGUUUGAAAGAAAUGCGGUGGAGUUGAGCUACGGGUGAAGGGCAAACAGAUUUGUAGCUGGGCAAUGGCUACAAUGGAUAGACCUCGGAUUGUACGGUGUCCUAGGUGUCUUGCACUUCUGCAAGAGCCUCCUCCAGGAACCCCUUUAUACAAGUGUGGCAACUGCUCCACUGUCCUGAGAGCCAAACAUGCUGCAACUGAGGGCUCUGGGACUAGAAGAGUAUCGGAGCGUCCGCAACGGCAUAAUAGGAGUAAUCCAGCUGGACAUCCUGAUAGUGUUGAUGCUAGGUCGUUGCCCGCUAAACCAAUGCCACCUGAUCACAUGUCAAGUCCCGCAAAUUUAAACGACCGUAAUGAUAUUAGAAGUGGAACUGGAAUGAACAGACCUACUGCGGUCGCUGCUCGAAAAAAUUCACCUAGUUACUCGGUACACCAUGGUAAUCCUGGACCUGGACCUCCCACACGUAUGCCAAACAACAUGAAUGUAAACCACGACAGCGAUCACAGGUCUGCGCAUGAUGAUCGCAGUCUUUCUCCACCUAACCCAUUGACAGUUCGUAGAAACAGAGAUGAUGAUGUUCGUGGUAGGGAGGCUCCAGCAAAUGUGCCUCAAACUAAGGCUUCUAGUCCAGUGAAUGGAGAUGUUAAUUCUGGUAGAAGCCCAUUCAGUCACGUGCAUCACAAGGACCGGUCUCCUCCAGGAGCAGUGCCUGUGAAUUCUUCAGCCGUAGAUGAUCUAACAGGCGAAAGAAUGGGGCGUAUAGAUUUGCUAUCUCGAAAUGCACAUACCUAUGUAAACACUAAUUCUCGUCUGGAGACUUCAACUACAGACCUGGUUGUUGAGGGAGCUUGCCCCAAGCCUCAACCAGCGAAUAUGGCGAGCGAGUCACCAAAUUACAGGGAGAAAGAGAAGCAGAGAAAAUCAGAUGAUGAAGGAGAUAAUGAUUUUUCUCCCACGAGAGCUCUUUCUGCGAUUCAGAAUGCAGGUCCACUUUAUAAGCUGAAGGAGCGACAAAAGCUUGGGCCGGGACCUAAAAGCAGUUUUUCACCACGUGGUUCUCUAGGAGGUCCUAGCAGCAGGGGUAGGAAUAAGUCCCUAGGGGACGAAUAUUUGGAAGGAAGACAUACUGACUUGGUUCAUGACAAAAACCUAGAGUCUGGUCCUUCCUCAGGUGGACCAACAGAAGAGAAGCCUGGUUUGCAUCGGCGACAGAGCUCAGACAGUGUGGCCAUCAGCGCUUUUGGAAAUGAUAUCUUCGUUGGCCAUCCAGGUCUCCAUACCAUCAGGAGACGGGGGUUUGAAGAUCAUGUCACGGGAAUAGAUAAAUCCCCCGAGGAAGAGUCGUCUGUGCGUCGUUUAUCGCCAAAUAUGAACAGAGUUAUUCAAAGUGCAGGGGUGGCAGUGGAUAAACAGAAGAGCAGAGACCAUUCACCAAGCGGUCGAGUAAAGGAAGUGCCGGAAGUACAUGGUCGAAAUUCGACUGCAAGGAUCUCGUCAUCUGAUAUUAUUAGUCAGUUGAACGACACAAAUAGUGAAUUAUCAAUUCCAUCAGAACAAGGCCUGCCAUCUGGUGGAGAUAUAUCUUUGGUCCAGUGGAGGCAGCAAAAGGAUCUGAGUCACGACGAAUUUCACAAAGAAAAGCUUGUUAUCAAAAGGGAUCCUUCUGACGACGAGCGCAAAUCUGGAGAACUAUUGGUUGGUCAGUCCUCGAGAACGGGCAGAAUGUAUUUGUCACCUUCUCGAAAUGUAGUGAUGUCUCCACCUGGUUCUUUUCCUAAAUAUUUAGGUGGAGGUUUUCAGCUACAUCCAGAGCACUUCUCGAAAUCACAAGAGCGCUCACGUCAGGUCUCAGAUACUCCUUCGAUUCAAUUAGAUGUUUAUGGUCUACCUGAUGUUUUGGACUAUGAUACUAGUGAUGAUUCGUCCAAUGUGGACGACCCUGACCCCUACCCGAUUGAUUCAAAGCUGCACUCCGAAGAGCUUAAACCACCCACCCUUUCUCAUAAAAGACAAGGGGACCAAGUAGUUGAGGUUGGUGGUGACAGUGGCAGAUCGGAUUACGAAGAGGAGCAAGAUCUUGCUGAGACGAGAUCUGAUUCGAGCUCUGAAGAGCGCUUGGACGUCACUGGUAAAUUUGGACCCGUUGUAUCUAGUGGUUCUCCUCGUUUCUCUCCUCAUCUUUCUCCCGAAUCAGUUUAUAGUGCCAAUCAAUUUCAAGCACGCGAUCAACGGGAGCAACCGGUGCAGGAAAAUCUCAAUGGGCCUUCAGAAUCGUCAAAUAGUGUUGGUUUUGGCGAAGAGAAGGUGAAAGGUUCAGCUUAUUCUUUGCUGAAGGGGAAAUCUCAAACAAUUAGAUUGCAAAUUAAUUUCCAUGUACCUGAUCGUAUUCAUGUUGUGUGUCGACAUUGUAAGCUGCAAUUGGAAGUACCGCAGAAUCUUUCUCCGAGCGAGUCAGGUGUACAGAAACUUCGCUGUGGUUCGUGCUGGAAAAUAUCACGCUUUCGCUUGAAUCACUUACUGGAACUUUGUGGAGGUUCAUCCCCAGCUGCAAGUGACAAUUCACCCGAAUCUUCUUUCCGACUCGGUUCGAACAGCUCUGAUGGGUAUUCCGGCACAAGGUCCAAUCGAGAAACUGGAUCUCAGGAUCGAGUGGUGAUCCGUACACAGUCAGGAGCUAGCCUUCCCGUCCCACCUUCAGGGCGACAUAAUCCACGUGCUGCUUCAGGAUCUAAGUUAGUAAACAUGGUUUUGGGUUCAAACCUACCAUCCGAAACCUCUAAAACCUCAUCUCCAAAUACCUCUGGAGACUUGGGCCCAUCUGAGAAGAUAAUGCGAAGUGGAAAGGAGAAUGCUGACUUGCCUCCAUCAAGUGAGGCUGAGUUAGUUCAUACGACACUCUCACCUACAUUCUCCAGCACAAGUCAGGAUGUAGGGACAAGUCGUCAGCAGAAGAUAUCACCAGAUCGCAAACUGUUGCAAUCUAGCAGUGAUUCUGAUGAAGAGAAAGCUUCGGUUCAUCUAAAAAUUAGACCAAGUGCUUUACCUACACCGAUGAGUGCAUGGCCUCUUGAUACUCCUGACUUUGAUGAUGGACAGGAGCUGAAAGGUCUUAAAGCGUUCUUCAAACGAAGUGUCAAGGAACUGACAAAGGGGAAAAAAGCCAAUCAGUAUCGUCGCAAGGUUGUAGUGAAUGGUCAUGCUCUUCCUGAUGACGUAGUCAAAAAAGCUGAGGAGUACGCAGGAUUCAUACAUCCAGGCUCUUACUGGUACGACAUUCGUGCUGGGUUCUGGGGGGUCAUGGGGGGACCUUGUCUUGGGAUGAUUCCGCCCUUCAUUGAGGAAUUAAACUUCACAUUGGCUAGGCAUUGUUCUCAUGGGAAAACUGGAGUAUUGGUAAACGGUAGAGAACUACAUCAUAAAGACUUGGAGCUGCUGAAGAAGCGUGGUUUACCAGGAACUCCCGGAAAAUCUUAUAAUGUGGAUAUUGAUGGACGUCUUACAGAAGCAGAAACAGGGGUUGAACUUAAAGGUCUUGGUCGGCUGGCACCAACGUUGGAGCAGACCGGUAGAGGUCCAGGCAUGUGGGUACCAGAAAGUCAAAGAGUUUCAUAAUUGUCCUCGGAGAUUGUGCAUAGUAUCCAUGGCUUCUCAUUUGAAGGUAUGAUUAGUGUCUUGGCUUGGUGUCCUCGUUGGACCCGGAAGUUGGAACCAGGAUAUUUUUGCGACAAUUUACUCUGGCAUUAGAUUAGGAAGUCACGUCCAAUCGUGACUUGAAAUCAAGAUCUAGUUUUUGAUUGGUCUAGCUUGGCUUUUUACAUUUGCUGUACACCUCCGUUUAUCGUGUGAUAAUGAAUUUUUUUUCGUAUACA